Anoplopoma fimbria (sablefish) is the source of this 2048-nucleotide messenger RNA. RefSeq names its product N-ethylmaleimide-sensitive factor attachment protein, alpha b (gene napab). Gene Ontology annotation, cellular component: vacuolar membrane; terminal bouton; synaptobrevin 2-SNAP-25-syntaxin-1a complex. Lineage: Eukaryota; Metazoa; Chordata; Actinopteri; Perciformes; Anoplopomatidae. Bases 110 to 997 code for a protein of 295 amino acids. The record is from RefSeq and is a predicted model, not a curated record. Gene Ontology annotation, biological process: regulation of synaptic vesicle priming; intracellular protein transport; synaptic transmission, glutamatergic. Gene Ontology annotation, molecular function: syntaxin binding; soluble NSF attachment protein activity. The transcript is spliced from 11 exons.
GUGACGUGACAAGGCGAACCGAGUCCUCUGCUGUUAGCAUCGAGUAGCAGCUCUGUGGACUUCGCAUUUUCCUCGGUCUUCCUUCAACAUCAGAGCAGUGACUCCAAAGAUGGACAACAGCGGGAAAGAAAAGGAAGCGAUGGCUUUAGUGGCCGAGGCCGAAAAGAAAAUGAAAUCGUCGCAGUCGUUCUUCGGAGCGAUGUUUGGUGGUUCCUCCAAGACGGAAGAGGCCUGUGACAUGUAUGUGAGGGCAGCCAACAUGUACAAAAUGGCCAAGAAUUGGUGUGCCGCAGGAAACGCAUUCUCCCAAGCGGCUCUCCUGCACCUCCAGAUGCAGAGCAAACACGAUGCGGCGACUAACUUCGUAGAUGCCGGGAACGCCUUCAAAAAAGCAGAUCCACAAGAGGCAAUAAACUGCCUAAAUCGAGCCAUUGAGAUAUACACUGAUAUGGGGCGCUUCACCAUCGCAGCCAAACAUCACAUCAACAUUGCUGAAAUAUACGAGACUGAGAUGGUGGACAUCGAAAAGGCCAUUGCUCAUUAUGAACAGGCAGCAGAUUAUUACAAAGGGGAAGAAUCCACCAGUUCAGCAAACAAGUGCCUUCUGAAAGUAGCAACCUACGCGGCUCAGCUGGAGCAGUACCCAAAAGCCAUUGAGAUCUAUGAACAGGUUGGAACCCACGCGAUGGACAGUACACUUCUGAAAUACAGUGCCAAAGAUCACUUCUUCAAGGCAGCUCUCUGUCACUUCUGUGUAGACAUGCUUAAUGCAAAACUUGCUGUGCAGAAGUAUGAAGAGAUGUUUCCGGCCUUUUCAGACUCGCGGGAAUGCAAGCUUGUGAAGAAACUUCUAGAUGCCUAUGAAGAACAGAACGUGGAGGCCUAUACUGACUCGGUGAAGGAAUUCGACACCAUUUCACGGUUGGACCAGUGGCUCACCACCAUGCUUCUCCGCAUCAAGAAAACCAUACAGGACGAUGAGAGCGACCUUCGCUGACUUCCCAACUGCUUGUUACUUCAAGCCCUCAGCAACCGACUUGCAUCCUUUCUUUUUUGCCUUGAGCCUCUCACUUCCAUUCUAGCAGCAAUCUGAAUUGUUUGACCAUUAGCCCCUUAUAUUCCCUUAAAGAUGCUGUGUUUCUUUCCCACCAUCUGCAGUAUUUGUUCUUGCCUUUUUAAUCCGCUCAUCUUAAAAAAUGAUUCUCUUCUAGGUAUAAACACUAUGUUAGUUGUAUAUUGUUAUGAUCCAGGUAUUGGCCUAAUACAAAAUCAUAUUACCAGCACCCUUGUAUAAUAAAGGUUUUAUUUGAUUUUUCUUGUUAUAAAAUGUUUGAGAGGAUGCUAAUUUAAUAACGCAGAUCUAAAGAAUAUGUUUUCCCAGAAUGUGCUUGAGAAUGAAUAUAACUGACCGAAUGCCAAAAAGCAAAUACAUUGGUCUUUGGUACUUUUCAGUGCUGCUGUAUUCUGUAGGUCACAUCAGGGAACCUCUAAUUAAACAGCACAUAAUCUCUCAGCUACAGAGCUCCUCUUCAAGCAGGGAGGCCAAGAGUUUCUGAGGUGAUUCCACGACAAACGCCCACUUUGCCUUAUACUGCGAAGUUCUCAGGAUGUGAGUAGCCAGAUUUGAUGGGGGGGAAAAAUAAAUCAUGCUUUUAGAAAGCGUUAUAAAUUUGCUAAUUGUUUAAAGUGCUUUUAUUUCACAAACAAAGAUGAAAUAAGCUAAUUACCUUUGUGAACAUUUGCAUGGUUUGGAAAGGAUGAGAAAGCAAGAGCAGCCUUUUCCCACUGUAUACGAGAUGUUUCUUAAGUGUGUGUGUGUGUUUUUUCUUUUUUUUUCUUUUUCUGAUUGUAUCAUAUGUGCUUUUUUUUCUGUCAUAUCUAACCAGGCUGAAAAAAUGCCUGCACAAGAUGCAAUACAUCAGCUUUACUGAUCUGAACACUGUGCUCAUGUACCAUCCUGGUGAUUUUCCUCAAGAAACAAUUGUUGUUAAAUAAUUUGUACUUUAGUCACUUGUUCCUGGAAUAAACCUGUUGCAGUCUGUUCAGUA